AUGAACUGGUCUGAGAUGGAGUUUAACUGGGCACGUGCUAUAAUACUCACAAUCUUGAUAGGAUCGGAUGCCGGUGUAGCCAUUUUCCAGCGGCAUUUCGUGGAUAGGACGGACAAGGUAUCUUAUGUCUCACAUAUCGGUGGUUUCGUCGCGGGCGUUCUCCUAGGCAUCGUACUUCUCCGGAACUUCCGCCGACAUCGAUGGGAGGGUAAUGUGUGGUGGACGGCCCUUGCCGUCUACACCUUCUUCGUUGCCGUCUGCAUCGUUCUUAUAAUCGCUCCGGACUUCAUAAAGUUUUGA
Molecule: messenger RNA, 300 nt
Organism: Cylicocyclus nassatus
Lineage: Eukaryota; Metazoa; Nematoda; Chromadorea; Rhabditida; Strongylidae
Source: the annotation of a GenBank genome assembly